AGUCUUUUUUUAAUCUACUUUAAAUAUAUAUACAUAUAAAACGUUGUCAGAACUGAAUAAGUAAGCUCCGACGAGUAAAUUGCUACACGAACUUACAAAAACAAAGGCAAAUAGAGGGAGGAUGACGUCACCACAGACAACAAGACGAAACAACGAGGAGCUUAUCUCCGUGCUCGUGUUAUACAGGACCCCAUAGUGACUGCACAACCUGAGAAAACAAAUCUGGAGGUCAACUCAUUCAAGAAUAUCUGGAGAAGCCGGCAGAGUCCUUCAUCAACCCAAUUAUCUGGCCAACGGGAGAAGGACAGGCAUGGAACGCAACAGAACCAUGCCUGGAGAAGUGUUUUGGAUCGCCUCUAAUCGGUUUCACCACUGACCUGGAUCUCACACCGAGGGCCGAAGCAACGUCUUACCUUCUGCCUGGCGCUGGUUGAAGAGUCCGUCUGAUUUUGGUGUUUUAUCUUGUUAUGGUUUUCCCUCCUCACCGCCGGACCGAGCUGACAGAACAGACUAGAAGCAGGUGGCUGAGCCCUUUGACUCCAGCCAUGAACAACCUUCCACUACCUCUGAGUAAACGGAGUCGGCGGGGUUUGUUGCCCAGGACCAGACCCUUCAGCUUCGUGACAGACUGCUGCCUCAUGACGGUGCUGAGCCUCGUCUUGUUUUUCAGCCUGGCCUCUUGCCAGAGAAUGGACCCGUCGAAGCAUCCCAUAGUCAGCACCAACUACGGCAAGCUGAGAGGCGUCAAGAAGGACCUGAACAAUGAGAUUUUAGGCCCGGUGGAGCAGUACCUUGGAGUUCCCUACGCCACGGCGCCCAUCGGAGACCGGCGGUUCCAGCCGCCGGAGGCGCCGGGGUCCUGGCAGGAGAUCCGCAACGCCACCCAGUUUGCCCCCGUUUGCCCUCAGAACGUCCACGGCGUUCUGCCGGAGAUUAUGCUUCCGGUUUGGUUCACGGAUAACCUGGACGUGGCGGCGGGAUACAUCCAGAACCAGAGCGAGGAUUGCCUCUACCUCAACAUCUACGUGCCCACAGAGGACGGUCCGCUCACAAAAAAAACUGAUGAAUCUUCAAUGAACAAGCCUCGAGACGAAGGUAUUUUUGUUGCAUGUUUUUCCUUUUUUUCCUUCUUGUUUUGAAAGUCUUUUUUUGGG
Molecule: messenger RNA, 1154 nt
Organism: Poecilia latipinna (sailfin molly)
Lineage: Eukaryota; Metazoa; Chordata; Actinopteri; Cyprinodontiformes; Poeciliidae
Gene: nlgn2a
Product: neuroligin 2a
Exons: 4
Coding region: 468-1139 (223 amino acids)
Source: RefSeq, a predicted model, not a curated record